CCAAACCCUACGUCAGGCUUCACUCUGUGGCGCCCCCAGCUGGCAAACAUGCCAUGUUGGUCUGCAGCGUCUUUGACUUCUACCCCAAACGGAUCAAAGUGAGCUGGCAAAGAGACGGACAGGAAGUCACCUCUGAUGUCACUUCCACUGAUGAGCUGGCAGACGGUGAUUGGUACUACCAGAUCCACUCCCACCUGGAGUACAUGCCCAAGUCUGGAGAGAAGAUUUCCUGUGUGGUGGAACAUGCCAGCCUGAGUAAACCUCUGAUCACUGACUGGGAUCCAUCCAUGCCUGAGUCAGAAAGAAACAAGAUCGCUAUUGGGACCUCAGGACUGAUCCUGGGUCUGACCUUAUCUCUGGCUGGAUUCAUCUACUACAAGAGGAAGGCCCAAGGACGGAUCCUGGUUCCCACUAACUGAGUCUUGUCCUGGACCUGGACUUGGUCCUGGAUCUAUUUCUGUUUUCCUGAUGGAAGUAAAAUUAGCUGCUGCUUCAACCUGCUUUCUGUUUUCAGUCCAGCAGACUCAGCGCUGCCACCUGCUGGACUUGCUGAACACCAAAUUCUCUGAUGGUCUGUGCUGGUCUGAACCUGAUCUAGAACCAGUCCUGUUCUCACUGUGGAUCCAGACUCUGGUACAUCUGCUGGAUCACAAACACCUGAUUUGUUGCUUCACGGUGUGAAAUCUAUAUUUUUUUCUCAUCCUCCUGUUGUUAAACAGUUUUAAAUCCUCUUUGAUUCAGAUCUCAGGUGUCUAUACUUUUACUGUUUUCUAAUCACAAUAAACUUUGAAACUAAGAAA
This is a messenger RNA of Paralichthys olivaceus (Japanese flounder), 800 nucleotides long. The record is from RefSeq and is a predicted model, not a curated record. NCBI's taxonomy places the organism in Eukaryota, Metazoa, Chordata, Actinopteri, Pleuronectiformes, Paralichthyidae.